CAUAUGCGAAGCAAAAGGGAAGAACCCAGAGACCGUCUGGUGAUACAAACUGAAUAAAUAUAUUACUUUCCGACGGAAAAAAUACAUCCUUAAUUUGAAUUAUAAAUGAUAUUCAUGCUUUACAUCACACGGGUACCUUAAUGCUAUAUUUAGGGGCCAUAUUGUGUCUGUAUUUGUUUAGCUAGCUGUUAUCACGUCGCUAUCUGACUGCUCCCCAAACACACCGCCUUUGUGGCUAUGAGUACGGAUUUACUGUCUGAUUUGGACACUCGUUUCUUCGCUGAUAACCUCCUGACAAGCGAAGAUUGGGAUGCCUGCCUGUACCAGUGUGAGAGCAUGGAGGAGGGGGAGGACACGGACUUCAGCCGGGGGCUGAAAUAUGAACCUUCGUUUGACAAUGACCUCGUGCUCACCCUUGAUCCUGACAACCCCACGUCGCCAUGGCAACACCUCGAUGACAACCUUCUCACAGGGGAAACUCCUGUGAUUAAAAAUGAAAUGACCAUCACUCAGCCAUUACCAGUGGAAAUGUUGUUCCAGGUGAAAGCAGAGCCUCCCUCCCCUGCAUCCUCACUCGGGUCCGACUGCUCUGCCUUAUCACCUGACCCACAGAUCACAGUUAAAGGUGAAAACCCCCCGACUCCUCCGUACAUGUACGGAGACGUGCUGUCUCCUCCGCUGGGGACCAUGGAGGUCACCGUGGCAACAACAGCUGUACCCCCACCACAGACGCCGUUGACAACACAGAUCCCAGCAGUCAUAAGUGGAAUACAGACGCAGGCGGCAGUUCUGCCAGGUUCGGCCACAUUAAAGGCCAGCACCAUCCUGAGCACUAAACCUCCCAUCCAGCCCAGACCGGUGUGCGUCACCACCCUCCCCGUCCCCCAAACCCCCACACCGGCCAAGACCCUUAUACUGCAGGGCCUCCCCUCCAUGGACCAGAACAGACCUGUCGUCUUGUCUCAGUCCGUCUGCCUCAGUUCAGCCCCGGCCAUCGUUAAAAUGGAGCCUGUCUCUCCCAGCAUCCCACAGCACGGCUCCAGCCCCACAGCUCCGCCCACCAGCAAACCCAUCGUCCCUGCAACGACGACGUUACCCGGCAACAACUCCAACGAUAUUGAUAUGAAGGUGCUGAAGCGGCAGCAGAGGAUGAUAAAGAACCGGGAGUCAGCGUGCCAGUCGAGGAAGAAGAAGAAGGAGUACCUGCAGAACCUGGAGGCUCAGCUCAGGGAGGCCCAGCAGGAGAAUGAACGACUCCGCAGGGAGAACCAGGCGCUGAGGGAGAGGCUGGCUGGGAAAGAGGUGAGGGAAAGAAGGGAAGAUGUGAUUUGUCAUCUUCUUCAUCAACUGUGUCUCCUCCAGACAGAGACAGAAGAUUAGCUCUAUGUGUGAUUUGAAAGACCAGAAUUAGUAAAAUUCAAUUCAUUUUUUUAUUGCUGAGAAGGUAAAGUUAAAAAAAAAGGUACUGUUCAGUACUGGUACCGAAUUCCAGGCACAGUAACCAGUAUGGGUUUAACUGUUAACGGUACCCAACCCUACAUACAUACUUAGUCUGUAGGUAUAUACACACCCAGGCCACUUAGACCUCUUCAACUGCUCGUAAACGCGAAUAGUUAAUCAGCCAAUCACGUGGCAGCAACUCAAUGCAUUUAGGCAUGUAGACAUGGUCAAGACGACCUGC
Molecule: messenger RNA, 1681 nt
Organism: Epinephelus moara (kelp grouper)
Lineage: Eukaryota; Metazoa; Chordata; Actinopteri; Perciformes; Serranidae
Product: cyclic AMP-dependent transcription factor ATF-6 beta-like
Exons: 9
Coding region: 238-1380 (380 amino acids)
Biological process (GO): regulation of transcription by RNA polymerase II; endoplasmic reticulum unfolded protein response
Cellular component (GO): nucleus
Molecular function (GO): DNA-binding transcription factor activity, RNA polymerase II-specific; RNA polymerase II cis-regulatory region sequence-specific DNA binding
Source: RefSeq, a predicted model, not a curated record